AUGUCCUCCCCAAGCAAAGAGAAGGGCAACGUCGAUGAUUCGCCCAAGGAUCCCAUGUGGUUCUUGAUCAACGUGAUCAUGAGCACUCAGGCCAAGAAACUCGACGGAAUCGACUGGGCAGGCCUGUGCCAGAAGAUGGAUAUCAAGAGCAAGGGAGCCGCCAUGAAGCGAUACGAGCGGCUGUUGGGUACCUACGGGCUCACCACUCACUACCUCCCCAAGCAGGGAGUGACAACCCCUGGCCCUGGCCACAAGAGCGCCGCUAGAAGCGCAAGUACCCCGACGAAGAAGCUGGGGGUCUCCAAGCGCAAGGGCCCAAGCCCAGAGAAGGAUGCAGACAAGGAGGUCUGA
Molecule: messenger RNA, 351 nt
Organism: Penicillium cataractarum
Lineage: Eukaryota; Fungi; Ascomycota; Eurotiomycetes; Eurotiales; Aspergillaceae
Exons: 3
Coding region: 1-351 (116 amino acids)
Source: RefSeq, a predicted model, not a curated record